Messenger RNA from Suncus etruscus (white-toothed pygmy shrew), 2738 nucleotides. It is a transcript of the gene CIZ1, whose product is annotated as CDKN1A interacting zinc finger protein 1. Gene Ontology annotation, molecular function: nucleic acid binding; zinc ion binding. Gene Ontology annotation, cellular component: nucleus. The record is from RefSeq and is a predicted model, not a curated record. Bases 273 to 2624 code for a protein of 783 amino acids. The transcript has 18 exons. NCBI's taxonomy places the organism in Eukaryota, Metazoa, Chordata, Mammalia, Eulipotyphla, Soricidae.
GCCGCGCCGGGUCCGCGCGGUGACAGCUCGGUGCGCAGUGAGCAUGCGCGCUGCGCGGACGGCGGCAGUCAGACCUCCGCUCCUCUAGAGGACGCUGUCGGCGGUCGAGCUCCUCCAAGGGGCUUUGAGAACGGGCACGUCUAGGAACAGGCGCGGGAGUCUUUGUUGCCCGGGUCCUGCCUGGCCCAUGCUUAGCUGAGAGCAGAGAAAGGUCCUACCCAGGACACCAGGCCGGCUUGGGGGCCCCACUUGAAUGGCUGUAGGCAGUCGCUAUGUUCAGCCAACAGCAGAAUCCACAGCAACAACAGUUGCAGCAGCUCCAGCAGUUGCAGCAGCAGCAGCUCCAGCAACUCCAGCAGCAGCAGUUGCAGCAACAGCAGCUGCUGCAGCUCCAGCAGCUGCUCCAGCAGUCCCCACCUCCAGCUCCACUGCCUGUGACUAUGGGCCAGAGGCUCCCACCACCGCCACCCCAGCAGCAACUUCUGAACCUCUCCAGCUCUGCCUCCUCACUCCAGAGGGCUUUGUUUCUGCAGCAGUUGCAAGGACUGGACCAGUUUGCAGUGCCACCAGCCAUGUAUGACAGUGCCGGUCUCGCCAUGCCCAUGACCACUUUGGGUAGUAACUUUCGCAGCUACAACCUGGCAGCCCCAAAUAUUCCCACUCCCAGCCUCACAUCACCCCAGCUGGCUGCCCCAAAUCUACAGCAGAUCUUCCCUCAGGCCACACGGCAGUCUCUGCUGGGGCCCCCUCCUGCUGGGGUUCCCAUCAACCCGCCCCAGCAGCGCCAUUUAAGUAGGAACCAUCAUAAACAGACACGGCCCUUUCCUACUCGGAAGGAUUUUUCUUCGCAGACAGUGCCCCUGGAAGACCCCCUAGAGGGGUCUGAAGAUGGAGAGCCCCAAGCAGAGACACUCGAUCAAGAUUCCUCAUCUGAGCCAGACAGCAUCGCUCAGGAGAAAGAUGCUCCAGCCUCCCAGCCUGAGUCUCUAGAAGAGGAUUGUGAGCCCCCUGUGAAGAGGACCAAGAGCUCCAAGGAAUCCUCAGAGAAGGGGCACCCAGGGCAGCUGCAGGCAAAAGUGCAGCCUCAGGCCAGAAUGAUGGCCCCGAAGCAGACACAGACGUCUGAGGUGACCCUAGACACCCCGGAAGCCCGAGUACUGCCCCGUUUCCAGUUCCGGGCUCUGCAGGUCCAAGCCCAGGUGCAGCCUCAGUCUCAGUCCCGCGUGUCCCCUGCUGACGUCCAGGCCCCAGAAAGGCCCCGGAAGCCGGUUCAGACCCAGACCUCAGAGCUUGCCCCGGUGCCAGAACAGGUUCAGAUCAGAGACGCACAGCCAGCAGAGCAGCAGCCGCAGGAGCAGACCCAAGUGCCCAUGGCAGAGGGCGCUCCAGCUCCUGGUCACAGUGAGGGGCUCCACAGGCCAUCUGGGACUAUUGGGGCUGCAGAAGGCCCCAGUGAGCCAGUGGGCCCCCAGCUCAGCACUGAGGAGAGUCCACAGGAGCUGCCCAGUUCUCUGGACGUGAGAGAAUUCGAGAGAAAAUCCCGAGACAUGCUAGGGACGUGGGGUGCUGGGGCCUCCCUGAAGGUCACCAUCCAGCAGAGCAACAGCAGCCGGGCUUUCAGCACCUUGCCCGUCACCCCUGCACCACGUCCCAAUGAUGUGGCCUCUGCCGACCCUCCCGCCCUGCCCUCCAAGCAGGGCUUACAGUUCUGCUGCUGCAUUUGCAAAGCCAACUGUGGUUCCCAGCAGGAAUUCCAGGAGCACCUGGCAAGCACCGAGCACCAGCAGCGGCUUGGGGAGAUCCAGCACACGAACCAGACCUGCCUCCUGUCGCUCCUGCCCAUGCCUCGGGAUGUCCUGGACAAAGAGCGCGAAGAGCCACCAUCCCAGCGCUGGUGCCACACCUGCCAGGCGAACUACACUGGAGACCUGAUCCAGCACCGCAGGACAAAGGAGCACAAGACUGCCAAACAGUCCCUGAGACCUUUCUGCAUGGUUUGUGAUCGGUCCUUUAAGACACCCCGCAAGUUUGUGGAACAUGUGAAGUCCCAGGGGCACAAGGACAAAGCCAAGGAGCUGAAAGUGCUUGAAAUAGCCGGCCAGGACGAUGACCAGUUCAUCACCGUGGACGCUGUGGGCUGCUUUGAGGGCGAUGAAGAGGAAGAGGAGGAGGAGGAAGAGGAGGAAGGAGACAUAGAGGUGGAGGAUGAAGUCUGCAAGCAGAUGAAAGCCAAAGAUGAGUCCACAGAAAAGCAGAAGGAGCCAGAGACCUACAGCCCUAACACCGCCUAUGGAGUGGAUUUCCUGGUGCCUGCGACGGGCCACGUGUGCCGCGCUUGUCGCAAGUUCUACCCAGGUGGCGAGGGGACGAAGCUCAGCCACUGCAAGUCCUUGGCCCACUUUGAGAACCUACAGAAAAACAAGAAGGCCAAGAAGCCCAGUCCCAUCCCCAGACCAGUGAGCCGCCGCUGUGCCAUUAACGCCCGCAAUGCACUGUCUGCCCUGUUCACCCACGGUGGCCGCUCCCCCAACCAGCACAGCACCCAGGACAUGGCCAAGGCCCCCAGCAGGGGGGCACAGUCCACGGCCCCACCACCCAGGCGCUCUUCCCGCCUUCGAACCUGAGCAGGAUGUCGCAGCCGUCCACUUGGAAGCCGAUGAGCUCUGCUUUCUUCCUUCAUGGUGUGGAUAUUGGGUUUUUCACUCAAAGGCCCAAUAAACCAGUAGGAUUUGAGUGUG